AUGGGGAGGAUGGGGACACCUUUACUUCUCCUUUUCAGUUUUUUAGCUUCUGGGUAUUGUAAUUCUGUCCCUGUGAUUAACAUGGCUCUGGUAAACCUUAGAGAAGAUCUUAAAGUAGGCGAUUUUGCAUUUCAAAUUAUUGCAUCUGAUCCGGAUAAUGACCCUCUAACAUAUGGCAUCAGAGGAACCGACGCUAGUUAUUUUGAGGUCAAUAGAGCGACUGGUGAAGUCAAGAUCAAGAGUCAGCUGGACAGAGAGUCAAAAGACCUCUUACUCAUAGAUGCUGUGGUGAAUGAUGGCGUUUAUGCGGAUGUGACAAAAAGCGUUUAUAUUCCUGUGGACGAUGCUAAUGAUAACGCACCUGUAUUCAAUGGUCUGCCCUACAACGUAGAGGUCCAAGAGAAUGUAGCUACGGGCAGUCAACUGUUCAGAGCCAGCGCCACAGAUAUUGAUUUUGGCCAAGCUUCUGUAGUGUACUACAAAAUUGAUGAAGUGGUACCAAAUGAAGGGGCUAUCCUGUUUUCAAUUUCUGCGACCAAUGGAAUUGUUGUCCUGGAGGGAACUUUAAACUACACUGAGAAAAGCCCUUUCUAUCAGAUACGAAUCAAUGCAUCUGAUGGUGGUGGACUAUUGCAUGGUGAAGAAGUGGUUCAAUCCACAGCAGCAUUUGCAUUCAUAACGGUUAAAGAUGUGGCGGAUAUCAACCCCCAGUUUCUGAAUUUACCCAACUUUGCUGCUAUUGACGAGAAUUCGGAUGUGGGUACGUCAGUCUUUACUGUGAAAGCCAGAGAUCCAGACACUGGGGUCAACGACGUGAUCCGCUACAGCAUUGAAAAAACUAAUGCACCAGAUCUGUUCCAAAUCACUGAGACUGGUGAAAUAUCUGUCAAAACUAAAUUUGACCGUGAGGAGUUACUGGACAUAGAUACUACUGUAGUACUGCACAUAAAUGCACGUGAGACACACCCUAAUGUGGAUGGAGUUAUUGCGAGCACAGUAUCAGAUUUACAGAUUUCUAUUGGCGACAUCAAUGACAAUGGCCCUGAAUUUUAUGAGUGUGAGAGUGAAACCUGCACACAGAAAAACAGCUUCACAGGCAAGGUCGAUGAGCAUUCAUCUGUAGGACUGGCAGUAAAUGACCUGAAUAUAAGAGUCAAAGAUCCAGACCAGGGGCAAAACAGCAGGUUUAUUCUCGAACUUGCUGGACCCGAUAAGGAUGCGUUCCUCGUCAGUCCCAGCUCUGGGUUGGGAGACAGUUUUGUACAAGUGACAAUAAAAGAUCCUGAUGAGGUUGAUUUUGAAAAGAAGACAGUGAUGUAUGUUCAGAUUAUUGCUAAAGAUGCCAGUGCAGACUUCACCUCCACGGCCUCUGUCACCAUUAACAUCAAUGAUAAAAAUGACAACUUUCCUUCGUUUGAGGAGGAGGUUUAUAAUGCAGAUGUUAAUGAACACUGUGAAGAUGGAACUUUUGUGGCUACCAUUACUGCAACAGAUGCCGAUGCCUUGGAUGAUGGCAAAAUCACUUACAGAUUGAUCCCAGAAAGCAUUCGGUCAUUAUUUGAUGUCUAUGAAAAUAAUGGAACUAUCUAUGUAAAAAAUGGAGGACGUCUUGACUGGGAAGGCACCAAUUCCUACUCACCCACCCUGCAGGCCUUAGAUUCAAAUGGCAAUAUUGGUAGCAUUGUUGUGAUGAUCGACAUUAUGGAUAUUAAUGAUCAGAAACCGGAGAUGAACAGAGAAGUUUAUGAGGCCUAUGUAAAAGAGAACAACAAUUUGGAGCUUCAAAUCAAGGCUAUAGACGGAGAUAAACCAAAUACACUAAACAGCAAAAUCCAGUAUCACAUUAAGGACAGCUUUUUCAGUAGUAACUUCACCAUAGACCCGGACACUGGUUUGCUUAAAAACGAUGGUCAGUUGGACCUUGAAGCCAUGGACCCUCUUCUAAAGGGUGUGAUUGAAUUGACGGUGCUCGCUUCAGACAUGGGCACACCAUCCCUCUCCUCAUCAGCCAAUGUGACCAUCAACAUUGAGGAUGUCAAUGACAAUUCUCCACAGUACCUGGAUCCUGCUCCCAAACCCUUUCAUGUAAAGGAAAGUGAAGGAGGCAUUUUGGUUGGCUCUCUGCUGGCUCGCGACGCCGACCAAACGGACCUGAAUAACCGCAUCAUUUUCAGCAUCACUGAUGGCAGUUUUGGGAGUUUCAUAUUAUUUUCUGAGCCGCUCAGUGAAGGUUACAGAGGCAACAUCACGGUGGAUCCUGCCGUUGAGCUGGACUACGAAAGUGACCGCAAGACUUUCAAUCUGAAGGUGGAGGCCUCAGACUUGGGUCAACGAAAGGCUACAAUUGAAGUGCAAGUGAUAGUGGACGAUGUUAACGACACUCCGCCUGUAUUCCCAUCCGGCAUGACCCUGAAUGUAAAUGAGAACAGCAAAUUGCCAGAGACUCUGAAAACAAUCGAAGGCACAGAUGUGGACACCAAACACCUUCUAGAAUAUGAGCUUAUUUCUACUGAAUGCCAGUGCAAUGGCACCAGAGGGCCGUGUCCAGAAGAGUGGUUCAAAGUUGAGCGUAACGGUGAUGUGAAAGCGAUUAGUAGUUAUGAUAUUGACUACGAGAAAUGUGAUAAAGUGUUCUUGACUGCCAUGGUGGAGGAUCUUCUAACUGAGAAGGGGAAGAACAGUACUGAAGGGAUUGUGACUGUUAAUAUUGUGGAUAUCAAUGACAACGCCCCAGAGUUUAUUGCCUCGCAGGAAUUCUAUGUUGUAGUCAUUGAAAAAGUAGAGCAGGGCACAUCUGUCGCCAGAGUUUAUGCCAAAGACAGAGACACGGAUGAAAAGAACAGGAAAACCAACUUUAAAGUUACCAGGGUGGACUUUAUCGGCAGUGAAGGGAAUUCCUCAGAAAUGUUUCUUUCGGCUGACUCUCCCGCUCAGGAAGAUGCUGAAGGAAUCUUCACUACACAUAUAAGGUCCCAGAAGUCAAUGGAUAAUAAUAAAAAAGGGAAGUUCGUGGUGGAGGUGCAGGCAUUUAACCCUGAUGGUCUCAAUUCCACCUCUGUGGUUGAGCUUCUCACAGUUGACAGCUCCUACAGAGUCAGUCUCAGAUUUAAUGCGCCUGUGUCUGAAGUCAAUGAGAAUUUGGGUAAAAUCAGAAAUAUUCUGACAAGUGCUACAAAAGCAACGGUGGAAUUCUUUAAUGUGUUAAGUGAGUCUCGUGCUCAACGAGCUGAAGAGACGACUGUUUUGGAGGCAUAUUUUGUGUUCAGAAAUGGCACGGCUCUUGACUAUGAUGCAGUGACCUCAAUCCUGAAUUCAGAGGAGGUCUAUAGGGAAUUUGGAUACCAACUAACUGAGCUUGGAUUUACUGGCAUUUCGACAACCAUUACUGAGUCUGGAGGAGUCAAGACAGAGGUAUUCAUCAUGAUUGGUUUGAUGGCUGCACUGGCGAUCGUUCUUGUUGUAACAACCACCUCACUCGUGUGUAUCAGAAGAAGUUACAAGAGGAAACUGAAGGCAGCCAAAGCCAUGAACUCAGCAGCCACAGUGGUCAUACAGAACCAGAAGACCGGGCCUGUUGUUCCUGGAACCAACAAAUACACCAAAGAAGGAGCAAACCCAGUGCUGAAUAUGAAUAUCGACACAGCCACAGACCUUGGCUUUGAUGAAGAUGGCUCCAGCCCAGACAGAGAGAGCCUUAAUUCCCUGGACUACAACAUUGAUAUGACCAUGGCAGAGAAAGACACUAUGCCAAUGAUGGUAAUUGAGGAAGAAGAAGAGGAGGAGGAGGAUGACAACAGGAGUGAUUCUUCAUACAUUGAGCCUUUGGGCGCUGCAUUGGCCCAGCGAGAGAAGAAGAGACGUGCAGACAGCCCUGGUCUCACUUUUACAAACCCUUCCAUAAACACCACUGAUCUCUAACUAUCAACCUCUGACCUCCUCCUGUCUGCCAUUUUAUAUGUGGUUCUGCCAAAAAGGAGAAAAGACUCAAUUUCACACUAUAUUCUAUGUUUGGCCAAACUCUAACUCUAAACCAGACCUUUAAAGUUAACCCAUGACUUUGAAUGCUGAAUCAACAAUGCACUUUGAAAUGUUGAGUUGGUCGGGGGGAAAAAAAUAAAUGUUUGGAAAAGAACCAUUCUCAAUGCACUAAAAACAAGUGGUAAUUCAAA
Messenger RNA from Rhinichthys klamathensis goyatoka, 4169 nucleotides. It is a transcript of the gene cdhr2, whose product is annotated as cadherin related family member 2. The transcript has 30 exons. Gene Ontology annotation, molecular function: cadherin binding; calcium ion binding. The record is from RefSeq and is a predicted model, not a curated record. Gene Ontology annotation, biological process: multicellular organism development; cell-cell junction assembly; homophilic cell-cell adhesion. NCBI's taxonomy places the organism in Eukaryota, Metazoa, Chordata, Actinopteri, Cypriniformes, Leuciscidae. Gene Ontology annotation, cellular component: plasma membrane; adherens junction; catenin complex. Bases 1 to 3918 code for a protein of 1305 amino acids.